AUGAACAUGGCAUUGCCUCCAGACGCUCAAAUGUAUAUAGAUUUACUUGCAAACAUUACAGCAGAAGAUGUGCGCUAUGAAUACCUCAAUGAUUCCACAAAACGAUACUUUCGACAUACGGCAUCUACUGUGGUAUACAUGAGUGUGUGUCUUGGAUGCACCAUAUGGCAAUUGAUGGCAGCCGCAGAACUGGUGUACAAGGCACGCAAAUGGCUUCAUUUUGCUGUCCUUUUCGAGACAGUACUGUCUUUUCUUGUCAUAUCUUGCAGUAUUCUAAAUCCAUUGACAGAUGUAACUUGCGAGCUACGGUUCUGGGUAUCCAUCAUAUCAGUCAAUCUUGGGGGAUGCUGUAUUCAAACGAUUCUGCUCUACAAAGCCUACAUUUGCUACGACCGUGCUAAAUGGCUGAUCAUCAUUGGGUCUCUGAUCAAUACUGGCUACAUUGCAUUGACGUUUGUCUAUGGCACAUUUGGAAAAGUGCCUACCUACAAGGAUCUGAUGGGAAACUGUGUUAUGACAAACUUGGAAUGGCCAGCAUUAGCCAAACUGGGCCUGGAUAUCGCAAGCAACGUGUUUUUAUCCUUUGCGUUUCUGAUGGUCAUUUACCGCCAUUACCGUAUCUUUGGAAACAGCCUUCAUAAAUCACUGCUAUCAAGCGGUCUCAUCUUCUCCGUUGGUGUCAUUGCCUCCAACAUUGUCACCGCUAUUUUGAUCUCUUGCAGAACAAUGGGUGGAUUAUCCGCAGAUUUAUAUUCAUUUGACUGGGUUAUUACUAGUUAUCUACUGAUCAAGCAGUUCAAGAUGAACAAGCCCAAGGCCAGCAACAAGGCAAAUGAAGAAGAUGACGAUGAAGAUGGGCAAGAUGAGACACAAUUUAAAAAAUCUAUCGCCUCGUCCAACCACAGCUUUGACAUUGUAACUCUACGCCGCAACACAGUAACUCAUGAGCAAGCGCUGCAUAAAGAAUCGAUUCAAAAGAGCAACACGAUUCUCGAGAACCAAGGCGAUAUUGACCUCGAAAAAAACCGCUUUUCUGAUGGUGUUUUGUCUGCCAUAACUACAGUCAACCCGAGUCUAGACGCUCAUUAUGUUUGCUCCCAUUGUUUGGCUCAUUCGCCACUCUUUAUGGACCAUUAUCAAAGCAUGGAGACACCACAAUCAGAGCAACACAAGUCAGACGAUAGCAAGAGACCAAGAGAGGAGGACUCAGGCGCUGAUCAGCAACAACCGGCAGAAAAGAAGCAAGAUGCAGACAAUGCACCCGCACCGAAACCUCGACCUGAACAACGCAAACCACAAUACGAACUCAAGUACUCGCUCGUUGGCCAUCGCAUGUCAGUAUCCAGUGUCAAGUUCUCGCCAGAUGGCAAAUGGCUAGCUAGUUGCUCUGCCGACAAAACCAUCAAGAUUUGGCAUGCAUUAGAUGGUAAAUACGAAGCUACAUUGGAGGGCCAUACACAAGGUAUUUCCGAUUGUGCAUGGUCCUCGGACUCACAAAACCUAUGCUCUGCCUCCGAUGAUCGCACCAUUCGUAUCUGGAGCCUUGCUACACGUGAAACUGUCAAAGUUUUAAAGGGCCAUUCCAACUACGUAUUCUGCGUCAACUACAAUCCUCAAUCAAAUUUAAUCGUUUCUGGAUCGUUUGAUGAAAGCAUCAAAAUUUGGGAUGUGAAAAAAGGCAAAUGCAUGAAAACAUUACCAGCGCACUCCGAUCCCGUAUCAGCAGUUCAUUUCAACAGAGAUGGUACCAUGAUUGUAAGCUGCAGUCAUGAUGGAUUAAUUCGUAUCUGGGACACCGCCAGUGGACAAUGUUUAAAAACACUCGUCGAUGAUGAUAACCCGCCCGUAUCGUUUGUCAAAUUCUCGCCAAAUGGUAAAUAUAUCCUCGCCUCAACACUAGAUAACACAUUACGACUGUGGAACUAUCAUACCGGCAAAUGUCUCAAGACGUAUCGUGGACAUGAAAACAGUAAAUAUUGUAUAUUUGCCAGUUUUAGUGUGACAGGUGGCAAGUGGAUUGUGAGCGGCAGUGAGGAUCACAACAUAUACAUUUGGAAUUUGCAGACAAAAGAAAUUGUACAGAAAUUAGAAGGACAUUCAGACGUUGUUCUUUGCAUAGCCUGCCAUCCAACAAUGAACAUCAUCGCAUCCGGCUCAAUCGACCAGGACAAGUCGGUCAAACUCUGGUUUGAUAAAUCACAACCUUCAGCUUAG
Molecule: messenger RNA, 2214 nt
Organism: Mucor velutinosus
Lineage: Eukaryota; Fungi; Mucoromycota; Mucoromycetes; Mucorales; Mucoraceae
Exons: 12
Coding region: 1-2214 (737 amino acids)
Biological process (GO): transcription initiation at RNA polymerase II promoter
Cellular component (GO): transcription factor TFIID complex
Molecular function (GO): RNA polymerase II general transcription initiation factor activity; protein binding
Source: RefSeq, a predicted model, not a curated record